AUGGGCCGGGGGAGGGGCGGCUAUCAUCAUGGCGGCGAUCAGCGGCCGUACGGCAAGCCACCAGGCACCGACUACGAGAAGAAGGAGGAGCGGAAGGAGCAAAUCGUCGACUUCUUCCUCGUGCUCGAUCUCGAGGGUAAGCAAGAGAUCCUCGAAUUCCCUGUCGCCAUCGUUAACGUCAAGACCCUCGAGGUCGAGGACUUCUUCCACAGGUACGUUCGUCCGGUCACCUUCUCGGACGAGCAGCUGGCGCAGUACAUCAACGGCAAGUACGGCAAGUUCGGGCUGACCGAGAAGUGGUUCGAGAGCGCCAUGCCCUUCACCGAUGUGCUGGUCCAGUUCAACGACUGGCUCGGUCACCACGGCCUCCUCCACUCUAUCCUCAGGAGUGAGGACGGCGAGGAGACGGGAGAGGAGCGGCAAGCGGCCUACUCGUUCCUGUUCGUGACGUGCGGGAACUGGGACAUCAAGACGCAGAUCCCGCGCCAGUGCGCCAUCUCCAAGUUCGACAUGCCGGGCUACUUCCACGAGUGGGUCAACCUCAAGGACGUCUACCUCAACUUCUACAAGCACAAGGCCCUCGGCAUGAGGUCCAUGCUGUCCGGCCUCGGCAUCCAGCUCGAGGGCGACCACCACAGCGGCAAGGACGACGUCCACAACAUCUGCAAGAUUGUGAUGAGGAUGGUGAACGAUGGCGCGCUGGUCGAACCGACGGCCAAGAGGGCCAUCGAAACGGGCUAUGUAACCUACAAGUACCAGCACCGCGUGUAA
Messenger RNA from Acanthamoeba castellanii str. Neff, 771 nucleotides. RefSeq names its product three prime histone mRNA exonuclease 1, putative. Bases 1 to 771 code for a protein of 256 amino acids. The transcript has 4 exons. The record is from RefSeq and is a predicted model, not a curated record. NCBI's taxonomy places the organism in Eukaryota, Discosea, Longamoebia, Acanthamoebidae. Gene Ontology annotation, molecular function: 3'-5'-RNA exonuclease activity; nucleic acid binding. Gene Ontology annotation, biological process: exonucleolytic trimming to generate mature 3'-end of 5.8S rRNA from tricistronic rRNA transcript (SSU-rRNA, 5.8S rRNA, LSU-rRNA).